Messenger RNA from Mya arenaria, 1794 nucleotides. RefSeq lists its product as uncharacterized. The record is from RefSeq and is a predicted model, not a curated record. The transcript is spliced from 2 exons. NCBI's taxonomy places the organism in Eukaryota, Metazoa, Mollusca, Bivalvia, Myida, Myidae. Gene Ontology annotation, molecular function: catalytic activity. Bases 1 to 1794 code for a protein of 597 amino acids.
AUGAUCACAGCAUCACAGGCAGAUAUCAUCAUAGGCACAGAGUCAUGGCUUGAUGAAAGCAUCUGUUCGGCUGAAGUCUUUCCACCCAACUUCACUCCAUAUAGACGUGAUCGCUCUACCGGCUCACAAGGUGGCGGAGUGUUCAUCCUAGUAUCAAACAAGUAUACAAGUGACAGUCCCGUGGAACUCACUGAUGAAUCCAAUAUCGAGAUGGUAUGGUGUAGGCUGAAGGUCAUAGGAUCGCGACACUUGUACAUAGGGGCUUUCUACAAACCACCUUCAACGUCUGACACCGAGUAUUUAGAAUGCCUAGCCAACACACUUAGUAGAAUUCCUAGCAACGCCCACCUUUGGCUAGGAGGCGAUUUCAACCUUGCUGAUAUUAACUGGAAACAUGAAUGUCCCACCGCUUAUGCUUCUAAUGCAAAACAGUGUCAACAGCUUAUUGAUAUAACCAAAGAUGCCUAUCUUGAGCAAGUAGUGGAUUCUCCAACCCGCAUUACUGCAUAUUCAAGCAACAUCCUUGACUUGUUCUUCACCAACAACAAAUCACUUAUCAACAAGUGCGAGAUCUUACCCGGUAUUGGUGACCAUGAAGCAGUCUUCAUUGAAUCCAGCCUCAGACCAAUGAAAGCUAAGAAGUGCCCUAGAAAAGUCCACCUAUACAAACAUGCAGACUACAACAGCAUUAAAGAACAUUUGGAUUCCAACUAUAAUCAAUUCAUUAAUGAGACGAGUGACUAUUCUGCUGAUAAAACCUGGACUACUUUUGAAAUGACUCUGAAAUCACUUAUAGAAAAAUUUAUUCCAUCUAAAGUGAUAAAAGGUGACAAACUGAAGAAGCCAUGGAUAGAUAAGAACAUUCGCUCAAAACAUAGGAAACUAAAACGUUUAUACUCAAAACAAAAAGCAAGUGGAAAGGCUGAAGACCACCGGAAAUAUGAAAAGGCUAGAAGCACCACGCAGAAACUAGAACGCCAAGCUUAUUGGAAACAUGUCGAAGACCUAAUAGAGGGUGAUGAUGACGAACUAGACCAACCACCCAAGAAACAGAAAAAGUUUUGGGCCUAUAUUAAAGCUCUUCGUAAGGAUAGCUGCGGCAUUGCACCCUUGAAGGACAAAGGGAAACUACACAAUGAGCAGAUAGACAAAGCAAACAUUCUGAAUCAACAGUACCAGUCUGUCUUUACCCAAGAAAACAACUCAAAUACACCAACACCCGAUGGAGAUCCAUACCCAUCCAUGAAUGACAUAGAAGUAACACCAGAAGGAGUACUAGCAUUGUUAAAGAAACUUAACCCCAACAAGGCCACAGGUCCAGAUAUGAUACCAUCCAGAAUCCUUAAAGAAUUAGCCGACCAGUGUGCACCAUACCUCAGCACGAUCUUCAAUAAGUGCCUACAGUCUGGAGAGGUCCCAUCCAUCUGGAAAACUGCCAACGUUUCUGCCAUUUUCAAGAAAGGUGAACGUUUUAAGGCCAGUAAUUACAGACCAGUGUCCCUAACCUGCAUAUGCUGCAAACUUCUUGAGCACAUAGUUGUAAGCAACGUUAUGAAGCACUUCGACAGUCACGAUAUCCUCACAGAUAGCCAACAUGGCUUCAGACGUAAGCGUAGCUGUGAAACCCAACUUGUAACACUGGUUGAUGAACUCAUAUCUUCUAUGAGUAAAGGAAAACAGUUUGACCUCGCCGUACUCGACUUCUCCAAAGCGUGCGACAAGGUGCCACACAGACGACUCUUGGCUAAACUAGACCACUACGGUUUCAUCCAGCACGAGACUGUUCGCCGAUGA